UAAACUUGCCUUGCAGUUCUUUACAGUCAAAGCUAAUUAGUUACAAUUUGAAAAGUCGAUGCUGUCUAAGCUAGGCAUAUUGCUUAAGCUCAUAGUUGCUAUUUUCAUUUUGGGGAGUGAUGAUAGUGUUGCUGCAACUAAGCCGCAGUGUCAAAGGAAAUGUGGUAAUGUCAGCAUUCCUUACCCAUUUGGCAUCGGUGAGCAUUGUUGUAUAAAUGCAUGGUUCGAGAUCACUUGCCAGAAUCACAUCCCCGUUUUACAAGUUUACCAGAUGAAGGUUUUGAAUAUAUCAGUUUCUCAGAUACGAGUUGCAAAUAAUCGGAAGUUCACAGACUGUAAUCCUGAUAAGGAAAGUUGGACGAAUCGACAUAUAGAGCUACUUAUUAAACGAGAUCUCAAUCCUUUCUUCUUCCCCCACACCUCUAACAAGUUGGUAGCUGUUGGCUGUGACAUCUAUUCCUUCAUCACCGAGGCAAAUGAGGAAAAUCAUGAAACCGGAUGUCUCUCCCUAUGUAAGGGUCCAAUAUCAGAGUCAGCUGCCCGUUUUUGCUCAGGCUUUCAUUGUUGCCAGACCCCUCUGACCAGAAACUUUAGGUCCUUCCGAGUGCAAAUAUUGAAUUGCUUUCCUUGCUGA
Messenger RNA from Pistacia vera, 634 nucleotides. Its product is annotated as wall-associated receptor kinase-like 1. The transcript has 2 exons. Bases 59 to 634 code for a protein of 191 amino acids. The record is from RefSeq and is a predicted model, not a curated record. Gene Ontology annotation, molecular function: polysaccharide binding. Lineage: Eukaryota; Viridiplantae; Streptophyta; Magnoliopsida; Sapindales; Anacardiaceae.